AUGCUUGACAAGGAGACGUUAUGUCUGUCUGCGACAGAAGCUGGCCCAGAUGGAUGCCAUGGCCCAGGAUCAGACUACGGACCACCUCCCAGCAUAUCCAACACUCUAGUUCACUCUCCUACUCGCAACACAGACCACAGCUGGUCUGGAGAUACCAACACAUAUGAAGAAGCCGGCGCAGUACAAUACACUCGGUUCUCGCCUGCUCGGAAAACCAUACUUGUUAUCAUUCUAACCUUCUGCGCUUUUCUUGCCCCUGUGUCUUCGACUGCAAUCCUCGCCGCUUCUCCCGAGGUUUCGAGCACAUUCAAGACCACAGGAGAUAUCAUCGAUGCCAGCAACGCUCUUUACCUUGUGUCUAUGGGAAUUGCAGCUCUCUUCUGGAGCCCCUUGAGCCAGGUCUGCGGUCGCCGUCCUGUCCUCAUCACCAGUUCCAUCCUCUUCUUACUAUUCACCGUCGCCACAGCGCUGAGCCCAAACCUGGAAGUCUACUUUAUCUUCCGCAUAUGCGCCGCGUUCCAGGGAACCUCCUUCCUGGUGAUCGGUAGUUCUGCUGUAGGCGACAUCUACUCGCCCAUGACCCGGGCCUCGCCAUCGGCAUGGGUCCUCCUCGGAGGUCUAACAGGACCAGCCAUCGGUCCCUUUAUAGGCGGCAUAAUGGUCACAUUCCGACCCUGGCGCUACAUAUUCUGGCUCCUCGUCGCCCUCAACGGCUUCGCGGCCCUCCUAAUAAUCACUCUCUUCCCGGAAACCCUAACCCACAAAUCCAACACCCACAUGAAAGGCAAACCACUCACCCAACAAGCCGCGCACCUGUGGUCCCAAAUCUCCCCCCUCCGCAUCGCCCACAUCGUCUUCAGCUACCCGAACCUCUUCCUGAACAGCCUCGCCGCCGGCACCCUAGUAUGGAACCAAUACGCCCUGCUCGUGCCCAUCCGCUACAUCCUCAACCCGCGCUUCAACCUCAACAGCCCCAUCGAAGCCGGGCUCUUCUACCUGGCCCCGGGAUGCGGCUACCUAGUCGGCACGCUCCUCGGCGAGCGGUGGUCCAACCUAGUCGUCCGGAAAUGCAUCCGGAAGCGCAACGGGCUCCGCAUCCCCGAGGACCGUCUCCGCGCGUGCGUCCCCUUCAUCUGCAUCGGCACACCUGUCUGCGUCCUCGUCUACGGCUGGACCGUGGACCAGGAAAUCGGCGGGAUCCCCGUCCCCGUGAUUGCGAUGUUUCUGCAGGGCGUGUGUCAGUUGUUUUGCUUCCCGUGCCUGAAUUCGUAUUGUCUCGAUGUCAUGCAGGAUCAGGAGUGUCAGGGCGCCGAGGUCGUGGCGGCGAAUUAUGUCUUUCGGUACUUCUUUGCGGCCGUGGCGACGGGUGUCGUGCUGCCGGCGGAUCAGAACUUGGGGGUCGGGUGGUUUAGUACGAUUUCUUCGGUGGCUUUGGCGGCCGUGGGCGUUGCGAUGUGGUUUACUGCUGAGCAUGGGCGUUCGUGGAGGGAGGCGGUUGAUGCGAAGUUACGGGCUAAGGAGGAGGCGAAGGGGCACGAGAUGGCUUCUCGGAAUGCCUGAGCUCGGUUGGUAGUGAGUGUUGUGGAACGAUUCAUUUAGUCAUGUCGUGACGAACUCUGCAUCUGCGUAUG
Molecule: messenger RNA, 1631 nt
Organism: Aspergillus heteromorphus CBS 117.55
Lineage: Eukaryota; Fungi; Ascomycota; Eurotiomycetes; Eurotiales; Aspergillaceae
Product: putative MFS transporter
Exons: 3
Coding region: 1-1560 (519 amino acids)
Biological process (GO): transmembrane transport
Molecular function (GO): transmembrane transporter activity
Source: RefSeq, a predicted model, not a curated record